Oncorhynchus keta (chum salmon) is the source of this 919-nucleotide messenger RNA. Its product is annotated as ADP-ribose glycohydrolase OARD1-like. Gene Ontology annotation, biological process: peptidyl-glutamate ADP-deribosylation. NCBI's taxonomy places the organism in Eukaryota, Metazoa, Chordata, Actinopteri, Salmoniformes, Salmonidae. The record is from RefSeq and is a predicted model, not a curated record.
CACCACAGCUAGCUAGUUACCGUGUGCAAUUUUCAGACAAAUGUGCCGGCUCUGUAGAUGCUAAAGCUAGGGUCAGGGAGGCACUGCAUAGCCAGCUGUGACUGUAACGUUAGUGAUAUAACUAGCUAAUGCAAUUUUAAAUGAUCAAUGCACUUUCAUUUGCUCGCAGUAGCAUUGCUUUCCCUCGGUCUGAUUAACAAAACUGAUUGCCUAUCCGUCCCACCUGGUUGACUACAGAUCACCUGCCAAAGUAAUGUCAACUGUAUCUGUGGAGCCAGUGCGCUCUAUUGACAAAUUGAAGCCUGCAGAAGGCAUCUGGCGCCUACGUCAUGUGAAGGGGGACCUGUUCUCCGGUCCUGAAGAUGAGGCCCUGGCCCACUGUAUCAGCAAAGACUGCCACAUGGGGGCUGGCAUCGCAGUUAUGUUCAAGAAGAAGUUUGGUGGAGUGGCUGAGCUAAAGGAACAGAAGAAGGUGCCAGGACAAUGCGCUGUACUGAAAGGACACAAGCGUUUUGUGUACUACCUGAUAACAAAGGAAAAGUACAGCAAAAAGCCCACCUAUGACAGCCUGAGGCAGAGCCUUGAGGACAUGAGGUCUCAUUGCUUAAAAAACGGAGUAACUGCAAUAUCAAUGCCUCGCAUUGGCUGUGGCCUUGAUCGACUGAGCUGGGACAAAGUGGAAAAGAUGCUUGAGAAGGUAUUCCAGCCCACAAGUAUCAGUAUCACUGUGUACACCCUCCCUGUAAAACCCACAGGGAAACCAAGUCCACGGGAAACCAAGUUUCCAAUAAUGUUUUCUGUAAAACAAAAUUAAGUUAAACUCACAGACAACAUAUCAGCAUACUGGUAUGCACCUGUACACAUUUGCUCUAGGCUGUACUUUUGAAAGAGAAUAAACACACUUUUCCUUGAAAUCAUA